Messenger RNA from Vanrija pseudolonga, 3359 nucleotides. RefSeq lists its product as uncharacterized. The transcript is spliced from 3 exons. The record is from RefSeq and is a predicted model, not a curated record. Bases 123 to 3359 code for a protein of 1078 amino acids. NCBI's taxonomy places the organism in Eukaryota, Fungi, Basidiomycota, Tremellomycetes, Trichosporonales, Trichosporonaceae.
CUCACAUCAUAUCGGCUCAGCAAAACCACACCUGACAAUGACCGUUUAAACCUCAUCCUCACCGCCGUCAUCGUGAACAGCAGCUCGCUCGCGGCCUCGAUAACCGAGCCGUUGAAGCGACAAUGGCCGCCUCGUACGCCGACUAUGUUUGUACCGACUGCCAGCGGCUCGGCUUUGACGGCUCGUCCACUGCAACGGCCGGCUCGACGGCGUCCGUUGUCGCAUGCUCGGUAUGCGGCGCGAUUGACGAGCGCGCAACCUACAUCCGGAACGCGGCGCACACGUCACACAUCUUCGGCACGAUCCUUGAGCCCGACGGCUCGUCUGAGAUCCAGUUUGGCGAUCCAAGAGAGAAGAGACACGAGGCAUACAUCAAUAAGCUCCUCGAUAUCUACCUUGUGGACCCCCGGUCGCGGCUGGUGGAGCGCCCAGCCGGCCACUUCAUUCCUGGCGUUCGCAACUUGUACAAUCGGUUUCGAACAGAGCAGGCCCGGACCAAGGGUUACCUCCGCGUCCAGACGAGCAACGCUCCUCAGCAAGUCAAGUAUCACUUGGUAUCGGCUAUUCGACUGGUGAUUCUGCAAAGCAAUGUUGCGCUGGUCCACAGCCAGCUGGCACACCAUCGGACGGCAAUACCAUCUCUCGGCCCGCCUCUCGCGCGCGGGGAUGGCACUGUCAUGGCCCCGUCGCUACGAACAAUAUUGGCGCGAGCACAAGCCCUUGGCAGCGACCACCCUGGCUACCUCGAUCGAUUGACCUCUCUCAAAGCAGCCAGCAAACGAGUCGAGGGGCUGCUGCUACACCUCCCUACCACGAUCGAUGUGGUUUUAUCCCAGGUUCUUGUCCUUUCCAACCACCUCAAGUUGUUGGCUGGCCUUCCUGUGGCCAUGAGGAGGCGCCUCUUGUCCGUCAAUGCCCUCAAUGCAGAGGCCACUCGCUCCGGCAAGACCGCAGACACCGCCGGACCCGACGACCUGGUCCUCGACACUGAAUGCUGGGACUACAUGUCGGGUGUGACUUGGGAUGCGGUGCUCGAGAUGGCCUUGGGCCUCUACAAUGCCCAGCAAGUCGUCUCACUCUGGGGCAACCAAUGUUCAGUGGACGUGUCGUGUGCUCUCCUUGUUUGGGCGAUCCAAGCUCAACAAGCAAAACCAGUGCCCCAGGUGCUUGCAUGGGUCAGCGAGCUUGUUCACCCUCACCGUGGCAACGAGAGCGCUGUGUCACGCCGGCGAGCUGAGAUGAGGGAUAUGCUCGUCGCCUGGUCCACAUCUAUCCCAGAGGCAGGCCUGGACACGCCGUUGGUCGCUCCACCCGCGAGGGGGACUGUUGGCAACGGCUUGUCCGGGUGGGGGAGCGACAAGAGGCGCUCAAUUCCUGAGACGACCAUGGCAAUCGCGGCGGCGCCCGUCGUUGCCCGUCAUUGGCAGCGCAUCAUGGAGGCCAGGCUUCGUACUCGGUCAGAAGCUCUACCCUUGGACGAGGAAUUCACGACUGCUGCGCGAAUGUUCGCCACAGCCUUGAAUCGACAGCAGAAUCCCACGGGGCGGAGCCGGUCGCGUUCCAGAUCAGUGGUUUCGUCGCGGGCGUUAUCCAUGGCACCCUCGACACGGGCUCCCUCCAUGGCGCCCUCAACACGAGCUCCCUCCAUGGCGCCCUCAUCACGAGCUCCGUCUGUGGCACCCUCGCCGCGCGCCGGCUCCAUGGCCCCGUCCUCAGUCGCAUCGGAUUCAGAGGACGAACCCGACCACUCUCGAAAGCGACGUCGAGUUGGGGGUACCCCUGGCCCGCACUUUGUUCGGAUCAACCAACCGCCGUCUUCUCCAGCACCUCUGAUCAAGACCAACAAAGGAAUGACUCGCGAUGAGAUGCUGCGAAGGAUGAUGGGCGGGCCUUCUCAAACCCGGAGGCCAAAGUCGCCAACUAUCGAGGCUCUUCUGGCGGUUCCCGAAUGCUCUUCCGACGAGGAUGCCCUCGGCGACACUGAUGACGAGGAAUCGACUCCCUGGGAGCCUGGAACCACUGAGACGUCAGUCCAAAGUCCGGCCUCGGGGUCCAGGGAGGUUCGUUCGUCACAUCAGGUCGGAACGGCUUCAACCCGGUCGGUAGCUGAGGGGUUCAGCAUUGGACCCGGUGGCCUUUUGAUGUUUGAACCGCACACCUCCAGUGGUCAAAAUGGGCAGACGCACCCGGCUUCAUCGACACAGGCCCCGUCUCGAAGGCCACCGGCUUUGGCGACUACAGCUACUGCCAAUCGCACAUCUACGACAAGCAGCCCGAAGCACGUCCUCACGCCCGUCUCUGUGGACAUGCCGCAUUCGCCGCGAUCCACAGGUCGAUCAGAUGCCGUGUUACCAAGCAUGCCUUCGCCCUCUUUGUCUGCCUCGUCCCUACGAGACAUGAGCAGAUCUCCAUCCCUGUCCGCCGUGUCCAUUCCCGACGACUCGUUUGGGAUCGGGCAUACCGGAAUGCUCCUGCGCGAGCGUGAGCAAUAUAUUCGCUUCAGCCCAAACGAAGAGCGUCGCAAGGGCCGCACAGCGCCGAUUGAGGUCGAGCAGGCAAUGAAGGAAUGGGUUCGCCAAGCCAAAGCCAAAGGAGCGAUACCAGGUCAUAUCACCAAAGAGUACUUGGGCGCCCUGGGAUUCCAGGGGGACCCACAUCGAGAAGACCUCGGCCCCUUUGUUCAGCAGAACAAGUACAGGUGGUCGACCACCGAGUGUUUGUUGCGUCUCGGCCUCGCCCCCUUGGAGUUUCCACCUCACCUUGUGGUCCACUCUUUGAUCGAUCUUCACCAACAACUUGGACGGUAUCGCCUGGAAGACCAACUUGCUCCGGAGGGCAAACCCUUAAACUCGGACGAACUCGAGAAGGAGUUGGGUCUUCUCUUCAAGUACGGGCCUGAAAAGAUGUCCAGCAUUCUCGCGACAUCUGCAGAGGCCGAGGAGAAAGAACAGCAGCUCCUUGCCACGAACGUGUGGUCGUUCCCAAGGGGCGUGCCAGAGCACGCUACGGGACCUGCCAAAGGAGAUGACGUUGGCCCAGUCGCUGGAGAAGCCAACACGAGCGAUGGCGACGCUAGUGAUGCCGAGGACGAUUCGGCUGCGCUUGUUCCUCAAACUCGCCGCAACUACAGCGCACGAAUCAACUUUGACGCAGUUCGUAAGCUCAUGUUCCGCGGCGACUCGGAGGAGAACUCGGAAGGCGGUGAAGAAGACAAUCAAGACAUGGCGGGAAUCAACGACGCUCUGCAGAAAGCCGUCGGUGACACGGUUUUGGGAGCUUUUGGGGCCGAUAUCGGUCGAGAUUUGGACGGCGUGGAUAGUGAUGAGGAGGAGGGAGAGGGUGGGGAGUUAGACGUGUAG